UACAUAUCCUUUCAGGCACGUAUUCUCUGUGAAUCACUCGUGAGUAAAUAUACAGUUGAGACACGAGCUUGACGUGCCCGCGCUUGUCAAGUUGGAAGUUUUUAAAUGCGCGCGCAGGGAUCAGCUGGCACAGCCGUCAGGUGUCUGUCUCGCGCUGAGGACCGUCAAUAUCUUUAAUAUCGACCUGACCCUAUAAAAGAGACAACGUGCCGUUUUGUUUCUUGGAUGUGGAAAAUGAAGAGCAGUUGGUUCUUUCUGUGCGCAGCUUGCAUCUGGUAUCCAAUUCACGGGACUGUUCAAUCCUCCACUACUUGUUCGUGUCAUGGUAAUGCUCAGUACUGCAGACAAGAUCAUCUAGGAGAACUGUACUGUAUAAACUGCCAGAGAAACACAGAAGGGCGGCACUGUGAAAACUGUAAAGAAGGAUACCACCACCAGAGGGCAGGAGACAACUGUGUGCCUUGCAACUGCAACACUGCAGGUUCUCUAGGACCGUUCUGCAACAAUGAGGGACGGUGUGCGUGUAAACAGGGAUUUUAUGGAGGCAAGUGUGAUCGCUGUGAUGAUGGCUCUCAAGUGACUCCCAAUGGAUGUAAGCCUUUGAGGCUAAGCUGUCGGUCACGUAACAAUGGCCGUCUUACAUAUAAUCCAGAGGAGUGCCUGCCCUGCUUUUGCAAUGGCCAUUCAAGUGUGUGCUCUUCAGCUGACGGAUAUUCCGUUCACAACAUCACUUCAACUUUUGAAAAUGGACCUGAGGGUUGGCGGGCUGCCACUGGUCAAGGUGUGAGCUCCUCACAAGUGCAAUUCAGGUGGUCUCCCACUCACAAAGACCUUGAGGUGAUCUCUAAAGAGAUCCUUCCUGUUUAUCUGUUUGCUCCUGCAUCUUACCUGGGGAAUAAGGCAUUGAGCUACAGUCAGACGCUCACCUUCUCUCUGCGUCUGGACAGAGGCGUCCGUCGUCCUUCCAUCUCUGAUGUCAUGCUAGAAGGAGCAGGUCUUAAGGUGUCUGCUUCACUUGGAGACUUGAGAACUGUGGUGCCCUGUGGAAAGAAAAUCGCCUACACGUUCAAACUGGACGAACAACCUGGAAGCAAAUGGAAACCGCAACUCUCAUCCACAGAAUUUCAAACACUUCUGAGCAAUCUUACAGCCAUUAAAAUCAGAGGAACAUUUGGUGAAAAUGGACGUGGUUAUCUGGAUGAUGUCUCUCUGGUGUCAGCUAAACUGGGACCCGGCACCCCUGCAGACUGGGUUGAAAAGUGCAGAUGCCCUGUUGGUUAUGAUGGACUGUUUUGUGAGCGCUGUGCCACUGGAUACAGGAGGCGUUUCCCUGGUCAAGGCCCCCGAAGCCCCUGUGAUCCCUGCUCCUGUCAGGGUGGAGCAUGUGAUCCAGAAACAGGAGGCUGUUACUCGGCUGAUGAGAUACCGAAUCUGCAGAUGUGCCCUAAAGGUUAUUAUGUCAACCGUCAACAGUCCAACUCCUGCCAGAAAUGUCCUUGUCCCGAGGGCGAGGCUUGCUAUGUUAUUCCAGUAACCCAGGAUGUGAUGUGUGCCCGCUGUCCCCGGGGGACUACAGGAUCUCGUUGCGAAAUAUGUGAUGACGGUUUUUAUGGAGACCCCCUGGGAGAGUAUGGCCCUCCCAAACAGUGCCAGCCCUGCCAGUGUAAUGGCCAUGUGGACCAGAACGCCAUCGGCAACUGUGACCGCCGAACAGGGGAGUGUCGGAAGUGCCUGAACCACAGCAACGGCCCCAAGUGUGAGAACUGUGAAGAUGGAUACCACCACAUUUACCCCACAGACCCAUGUCAGGCCUGCAACUGCAAUCGCCUGGGGUCUGUGUCGAACUCAUGUAGCGAUAAAGGCCAGUGCGAGUGCAAGGAAGGUUACGAUGGACUCAAGUGUGAGAAAUCAACAUGUCCAUCCUGCUUUAACCCAGUCAAGAGCAAGAUAGAGGUUUAUGCACGUCAGCUGCAGGAAAUGGAGGAUUUAUUUAAAGGAAUUGGAGGUGAUGAUGCUCCAGUCAACGAUGCUCUGAUGGAACAGGCUAUUAGGGCUGCGGAAGUCAUGGUGCAAACCCUGAAAUUAAGAGCAAAUGAACUCACAAGUACAGAGAAACAGCUUCAGGAUAAACUGGCGAGCAUUAGCCGAUCCCAGCUGAGAGAGGACAGAAACAUGGAGGCUUUGUUGACAACAUUGGAUGGGGUCAGAAACAAGGAUCAACGGUACAGAAUGGAAGUUUCCGAAAUCAGUGACCUCAUCAGUGUCAUCAGGCUAAAACUGCAACAGGCCAAACGGGACAUCCAGCAGGCUGAGUUUCCCUCAGGUGAUGGGGUGCCAGGUGCUGACUCCUUGUUUGAUUUGGUUCAGAGAGCUGCUGAUCUUGCUGAGCAACAUCAAGGUGAGGCAGUGACGGUGGAGACCAUUGCAGCAAAUUCUCUAACCCAAUCUGAGAAAGCACUAGAUCUCAUCCGAGGUGUCAUCAACCGAGAAAAUAAGGUCAAAGACCAGGUCAAGGACCUCAAGAGACUGUAUGAAGCAGAUGUUAACAAAGUGCUUGACAUGGAGAAUAAGGCCACUAAACUAACUGAUACAGCCGGAAAGGAGAGCGAAGUAGCUCAGAACACUCUGAAACAGUUAUCUGACCUGGAGAAGAAACUUCCAAAGCCUCUGACGAAGGACAUUGCUGGCGUGGUUUCCAUGUUUGACAAUCUGAAGGGUAUGGUGGAGGGGAAUCUAUCACAAUACCAGGACUUUCAGCAGUAUAUGCUCAGUGAACAGAAAGAGACAGCUGAUCUGUUCAAUAAGGCCAAGACUUUCCAACAGGUUCAAGACAAACUUCUUGCCAGGGCAAACGCAGCUGAAGCAGUCAAAAAUAAAUCUCUGGAAAUCUUUGCCAACAACAAAGAUAGUCUGGAAAAGACACUAGCGACGCUCAAAGAUUUUGAUGACCAGAUUGGUGGUAAUAAGGAUCUUGCCGAUGCUGCCAUUGCAAAACUGCCUGCUAUCAAUUACACCAUCCAGAAGGCCAUAGCUGACAACACCAAGACUCAGGACAUUUUGGAUGCAAUGGCUCCUCACUACAGAGAUGCUCAGGAUACUAUUGACUCUCUUACAAGCACUGCAACCAAACUGGAGGGAAUGUCCGAUUCUCUUCCGCCUUCUUCCGAUAUUUUGGAAGCUGCAACCAAACUGAAAGAGGAUGUGGAUGGACUGAAUAUACAAGCAGCUUUAACUAGGGACAGAUUGAAUGAAGAGAAAAACAAGGCAAAAGAACAGAUUAAUCAAGCGAAGAAUGCUAUCAUGGAGUCUACUGGAGCUCUUGGAAAUGCAAAGAAUGCUAGGGAUGCUGUUAGUGAUACUUUGAAGACAAUCACUGAUAUUAUGGGCUCACUGGGAACUCCUGGGACAGUCGACGACAAGCGAGUGGCCGACCUAGAGACCGCCAUUGCUAAAAGCCGCAACCGUGUGGAGACGGAGCUGAGGCCCAGACUCAGGGAGCUGGAGGAGAAGGAAGCCCAGCAGAGAGCCAGCAUUUCAGGCAUGAUCAAUGACAUUGACACCAUCCUGGCUGACAUUGCCAACUUAGAGGAGAUCCGUAAAAGCAUUCCAAAUGGCUGUUACAACAUACCACCUAUUGAAAGGCCGUAAAGGCUUUGGGUUACUGCCGGGCCAAAUCCCAAUGUUAGCUAGUUUAAUAUAUGAACUUACUGAUGAUACUUUUCAACUAAAGAGUGUUUGUUGCAUAUAACAUGAUUUUUUUUUUUUUUUAGUAUUUAUACGUGUUUUUUAGACUUUUUUUAAGUAUUUAUUUUUUCAUUUUUUUUUUACUGUGAAGUUUGAAAUGAUGCCAAAGAUAUUUCCAUUUUGGGUAAUUAAUAGAUACAUAUAUACCAUAUCUGAAACUAAUUGUUCUUGAAAAGAAGUAACACCCAGUUGCUUCUCCAUCUGUUUCUGGAUAUAGUGAAAAAUACAUUCAAAUGUGAAAGAAAUGCACAACAUAACAAAUUUCAUUCGUUUGAUUUCUGUUUUGUUUUAUUAAAUUCAGUAUUCAUCAAGGACACGAGUUAUUGUCAUGGCAGCAUACUUUUUCAGUGGUUGAAUGCUUAUCGAAUAGCCACUAUAAAAUAAAAAAUAUAUUAAUAUAUGACAUUACGCUGACACACGUAUACAUGCUUUUCACCAUAGACCACUAAUUUAAAAAAAAAAAGAAUAAUAUUGAAGAUCUAAAAUUAAGUUCUGCAGUUUUAGCAUCUUAAAAACAGAACCCUGAAUCUCUAUAAUCAAUUCAAAAGCAUGAGGGCAAUUAAAAUACAAGAAGAAACAAACAAUAUCAUCAACAAUAUCUACUCUUGUUGAUCACGAGUUUUAAUGAAGACAUGAUGAAUGCAAGGAAGCAGUGAGGAUUGUAGAGGUACAGAAGAAUGCAGCAUGCCAAAAACAUGGAAAAAUAUAUUAUUUGUGAAUUAUUUCCUACAAUCUUCUACAUUGAGAAUACAUUCUUAUUGAGUCUUCUAUUGAUUCCUAAUACACCAGUUACUAUGGUGACUGCUCAGCAAAAAAUGGAAAUAAAAUCAUGAGAUUAUACUGAUACAAACAGUGAGGUAUCAAUGUGUGUUUAACAAUUGUUUUGUAUAUUAGAGAUAAGUGUAAUCGGUUCAAAAAAUUAAAUGGGGGGGUUAUAUUUCUCCUUCAAUGUCUGUGAUAGUGUACAUAUCUAACACAGCAUAUUAGAUACAGUAAACUUGGGUAUGAGUUGGUUACGCAAGGAAUAUUUGAUCAUUUUACGAUCUCAGUACUGUAAUACGUUUUCAUAUUUUUGAAGAUUAACAUUCUGGCUUCCAAUUACAUUAAUGAUAGUCUCGGUUAAAGUGAUCAAAAUUAAACAUCAUAUUUCACCUAUUUGUUUGAACCGAAAUCAUAUAUCGUAUAAAAAACAGUAAUCACAGUUAUAUAUUGAAGUCUUCAUAUCAUAAAGCCAGAGCCUUGUGUAAACUUGCAAAGCCUAUCAAAAUGAACUAUGCAAUAUACACAUAAUUCGCUGAAUCUGUUAUUCUUCUCAUCAAAUACACUUUGAUUCAUUUAUAAAGGUGUUAGAUGUGCAGUUGAUUGACAUUUCAUGUUAGCUCAAAUCAUUUAAAAGAUGUUUCCAACAAUCAAAUUGAGGAGUUUUUAAAAGCAUAGAAUUACUUUAUGCCUAUGUCUAACAGUAACAAAAAGCUCUCAAAUAGUGUCAGUGUGGUCUCUUCA
Messenger RNA from Pimephales promelas (fathead minnow), 5247 nucleotides. RefSeq names its product laminin, gamma 2 (gene lamc2). The record is from RefSeq and is a predicted model, not a curated record. Gene Ontology annotation, biological process: animal organ morphogenesis; tissue development. Lineage: Eukaryota; Metazoa; Chordata; Actinopteri; Cypriniformes; Leuciscidae.